Molecule: messenger RNA, 2325 nt
Organism: Dunckerocampus dactyliophorus (ringed pipefish)
Lineage: Eukaryota; Metazoa; Chordata; Actinopteri; Syngnathiformes; Syngnathidae
Product: oocyte zinc finger protein XlCOF6.1-like
Exons: 2
Coding region: 307-1545 (412 amino acids)
Biological process (GO): regulation of transcription by RNA polymerase II
Cellular component (GO): nucleus
Molecular function (GO): DNA-binding transcription factor activity, RNA polymerase II-specific; RNA polymerase II cis-regulatory region sequence-specific DNA binding
Source: RefSeq, a predicted model, not a curated record
CGAACCUCUGGCCUUCGUCGACUGGGUCCUUCGUCGGCUGCAGACGCUUCAGUUGGACACAGCUAGUGUUUUGUGGGGCGAUCUCGCUACAAGAAACCGGUCAAAAAUGUUGAAUGAGUUGGUUAGGAGGCGACUAACGGCGGCAGCUGAUGAAUGGAUGAAUAUUCGCGUUGUUUGAAAGAGCGAAAGCGUCCUAAGAGGAGGAACUUCCUCGAACAACAGAGAAGGAGCGACAUCGACAACAACUCGAAGCUGUGUGCAAGACUCCCAUCGUUUUGCAAAUAGAAGUGUGUUUGUGUCCUGCAGAUGAUUUGUCAAGAAGAACGCCCCCCUCCACCGCAGGAGGGGAGCUCCACUUUGAAGCAGGAAGAGCCACAUCCCCUUCACGUUAAAAAGGAGGAGGAGAAGCCACAGCCCCCCCACGUCAAAGAAGAAGAAGAAGAGGAGGCACUCUGGAUCACUCAGGAGGGAGAGUUUCUUCUCGAGCCAGAGGAGGCUGAUAUCACCAAGUUGCCGCUGACUGUUGUCUCGGUGAAGACUGAAGACCAUGACGACAAACCACCUGAGUCCUCACAGCUUCAUCGCAGUCCAAGUGAGGAGAACAGCUGGGCGGAGCUUCCAAGCAGCAGAUCACCACAACACAUGACAACAGAAGCUGAUGGAGACCACUGUGGAGGAUCACAAGCAGACAAGCUCUUAGCUCCACUAUCAGAUAGUGACGACACAACGUCACACUCCCCUGAAGAUGAAGACCAGGACAGCGCCCAGGAACCUUUGAGCAGCGAUACAGACUGUGAAGGUGAUAUGAGGACUCACACUGACAACAAACACUCUGAAUGCUCAGAAAAGAAGACGGGUAAAAAACCUUUCAGCUGCUCAGUUUGUGAUAAAAGCUUUUCUUAUAUGAGUGAUUUUUCUCGACACAUGGCAACACACACAGGAGAGAAACCUUUCAUUUGCUCAGUUUGUGCAAAAGGAUUUUUUCAAAGGUGUGAUUUGGCUCGACACAUGCGGACACACACGGGAGAAAAACCUUACUGUUGUUCAGUUUGUGGCAAUACAUUUUCUCAGAGGUCAGCUAUGACAACACACAUGAGAACGCACACAGGAGAAAAACCCUUUAGUUGCUCCGUUUGUGGCGAAAGAUUUGUUCAAAGUACACAUUUGAUUGUACACAUGAAAAUGCACACUGGAGAAAAACCUUAUAGUUGUUCAAUUUGCGGCGCUAGGUUCUUCCGACAAUCGCAUGUGGUAUCUCACAAGCGGACGCACACGGGAGAAAAACCUUUUAGUUGUUUAGUUUGUGGUCAAGGAUUUUCUCAGAAGUCCAGUUUGAACAAACACACGAGAACACACACAGGAGAAAGACCCUUUAGUUGCUCCGUUUGUGGCAAAAAAUUUGCUCGAAAGGAACAUUUGACUGUACACAUGAAAGUACACACAGGAGAAAAAGCUUUUAGUUGCUCCAUUUGUGGUGCUAGAUUCGUUCGAAAAACGCAUGCGGUAUCACACAUGACAACACAUGCAGGAAAUGAAACCUCUUAGUUGCUCAUUUGGUGGGCAGAGCUUUUCUCAUGAGCACAGGUUGAACACACUUCUUGCCCGCACGGGAGACCGACAACUGUCUCGUGCGCCUCCAUUUUCACGUCUCCUCGCCGCUACUCACCUUGCCCACCCACCUACAAUGGGAGCCUAUCAGCUUAAACAUGCACUUGUGGAGUCCCUUUGACAGCCCACAUGCAGACACACUCUGUGACCUGCACAAUUUAUGCUAAAAUAUUAAAUAAAUAAAAAAAGAUACUACCAACAAGUAGCACAUACGGCGGUUACUAUUAUAAGUAGCCUGCACAAUACCUACCCUGACUUUUCGUUGGGCUUGAGGUUUCUUCCAGUUAGUUUUUUCUUGCGUCUGUUCCCAAAAUACAUUGCCAUGUGGAGUUUGGUUGUUGUUUUUUAAAUGCUAUCAAGCUAAGUAGGAAUCCCCCAGGAUUCAAACAAAUGACACAGUAAAUGUAAUUGUAUGUUAAGGGCUUGGCAAGUCAAUCACAUGCAAGUCAACUUUUGUGUCAGGCGGUAAUUCUUACUCUUUUGUGGUAUGGUGUAUUCGUAAGCAAUAUUGGUGUUAUAAAAUGUACUUUUUUUUUUUUUUUACUCUUUUGUUGUAUAAUGUGCGGAAAAUGUUUAACCUUUUUGGCUGUAAAAGGGUCCUGUACCUGGUCUACCUGUUUAAAGAGAUCUUUGAUCUCAAUGGGACAAAACCUGGAUAAAUAAAAGAGAAAUUUAAAAAGAAUUGUAUGGGAAAAGGAACGUUUACAAUCGCAGUUU